UUUUGUUGUGACCUAAUGUUUUAUCAACUACGCUAACUACAUUCAAAGAUGCAUUGAUUUUUUCGUCUGCCACCUCCUUGGCUGUAAAACGUGACACUCGCCGAAGUAAUUAACAAAAAUGAUCUCCACAAAAAUGUUUUAUUUGCGAUCUAUUGCAAGAUCAAAGGCCUUAGUGUCCAGCAGCAUUCGGUUCCGGACGUUAACUCAAGCAGCAUCAGCCGAAAAAAUACAAAGGAUCGUUAGUGAUAUUUCGCAGUUAACUCUCAUCGAAGUUGCAGAACUAAAUCAAGUCUUAAAAACAACCCUUAAAAUCCCAGAUGCCCCAGUUAUGGCAUAUGGUGCAGGUCCUGCUGCUGCCCCAGCUCAACCAAAAGACGAGGAAGAAGAAGCACCUAAGGCCAAAGCUCAGACAAUUUUUACAGUCAAACUUACAAAGUAUGAUGAAGCUAAGAAAAUUGCCUUGAUUAAGGAAAUUAAAAAUAUUGUGGAAGGAAUGAACCUCGUACAAGCCAAGAAGUUUGUUGAAACACUCCCUGCAGUUGUUCGAGCUGAUAUUCCUAAAGAAGAGGCAGAGAAGCUUAAGGAUGCCAUUGCAGCUGCUGGAGGUAUUUGUGAAAUUGUUUAAUUUGAGUAUGUUUUGUAGUCAAAGCCAAUAAAAAAAAUUUGAAAAA
This is a messenger RNA of Daphnia carinata, 671 nucleotides long. It is a transcript of the gene mRpL12, whose product is annotated as large ribosomal subunit protein bL12m-like. Lineage: Eukaryota; Metazoa; Arthropoda; Branchiopoda; Diplostraca; Daphniidae. The coding region runs from base 119 to 625 and encodes 168 amino acids. Gene Ontology annotation, biological process: translation; mitochondrial transcription. Gene Ontology annotation, molecular function: structural constituent of ribosome. The record is from RefSeq and is a predicted model, not a curated record. Gene Ontology annotation, cellular component: ribosome; mitochondrial large ribosomal subunit. The transcript has 4 exons.